Pelagomonas calceolata is the source of this 1548-nucleotide messenger RNA. The record is from the annotation of a GenBank genome assembly. Lineage: Eukaryota; Pelagophyceae; Pelagomonadales; Pelagomonadaceae.
AGCAGCACUCUCUCCAAGAUCCCCGAGCCCGAUAGCAGCCCCACGAUGGUAAUUAUCCUCGGCCUCCUCCUGUACGCUACCCCUGCGGCUGCCCAAGCUGGCCACCAGCACGCGCGGGCCACCGAUUCUGCUGGGGCUGAGGCGCUCGUCGGAGCGGCGCCGGCCGAGGCCCCGCUGGACCGUGUCGGUGUGGCGCCGCGCCGCUUGACUGGCUACGUCAUGACCGACAGCAGCAUCUGGACGGCCCGCAACGCGUGGCUCUCGGACAGCGCCGCCGCCGAGGCGACGUACGGCCACAUCUCGACGUGGGACACAUCGGGGGUCACAGACAUGUCGUAUUUGUUUUGUACGGAAUCAAGGAUUUCGACUAAAUGCAAAACGGCCGCGGCGUCCUUCAACGAGGACAUCAGCGCGUGGGAUACCUCCGGCGUCACGACGAUUUACAGGAUGUUCUACUACGCCUCGGCCUUUAACCAGGACCUCGGCUGGUGCAUGGACGACGACGCGUACCUGUGGAGCGCGUUCUCCGGCACCCCGUGCGCCGAGACGUCGUGCGGCGUCUACGAAAAGGAGCAAGGCACCUGUGCGCCGACUUCAGCGCCGACAACAUCUCCCGCUCCGACAGUGACGCCAGCACCGACAGUUACGCCACUGAUCGCGGACGACAGCACGAUUAGAACGGCCGUGGCCCUCUGGCUCUCGGACCGCGCCGCCGCCGAGGCGAUGCACGGCCACAUCUCGACGUGGGAGACCGCACAAGUCACGGACAUGUCCUAUUUGUUCUUUCGCGACUCGACCUUCGACGAGGACAUCAGCGCGUGGGAUACUUCCGGCGUCACGACGAUGGACGAGAUGUUCGAAGGUGCACAAUCCUUUAAUCGUCCAAUCGGCGGCUGGAGGGUCGACAGGGUCACGCGCAUGUACCACAUGUUCGGUGCGGCCAAGGCCUUUAAUCAACCGAUCGGCAACUGGAGCGUGGGGGCCGUUACGCAACUGGAGAACAUGUUCAGAGCUGCCUCGGCAUUCAAUAACCCGAUCGGCGACUGGUGGGUCGACAAGGUCAAUGAUAUGAGCAGGAUGUUCGAAGACGCCUCGGCGUUCAACCAACCGCUCAGCAGCUGGCGGGUCGAAAGCGUCACGGAUAUGAAGGAGAUGUUCCAAGGCGCCAAGGCCUUCAACCAGGACCUAGGAGCCUGGCGGAUCGACACGGUCACGAAUAUGCGAGAGAUGUUUCAACGCGCCAAGGCCUUCGAUCAGGACCUCGGCUGGUGCGUGGACUACCGUGUGCAUAUGGAUGACGCGUUCGACAGCACCGCGUGCGAGUGGACGUCGUGCGGCGUCACGCACGGCAUCUGCUGGGGCCGGGACAAGAAUCGAAGUGGAGUCAGCCUCGUCGUGGUCAUCGUUAUCUGCCUCAUCCUAGCCAUCUGCGUCCCGCUCGCCGUAUCCUUCUGCUUCCUGGCCGGAACUUUUGGCUCGUGCUCAAAACACAAGAAGACGCCGUCCUCGCCGUCCUCGUCCGACAAGGUCUAAGUACAUACUGCGGAG